UCUCUCUCUCUCUCUCAACUCGUUUUAUACUGUAUGUGAAUAAAACACUAAAUCACAACUUACAUGUCAAAUUAAUCCAAUGAAAAGAUGAUCAAGGCUUUGGUCAAGUUUUCUGUGAAAUAGAAUUUACACUCACAUCAGUUUUAUUUCUUGUUUUCAUAGAAAGUAGUUUCUAUGGUGGAAUUCCAGUUCAUCCAGUUUAGACUUGAUGGGAAAACCAUGUAGUCUGCAGCCAGGUGCUCUGGCUCUUUCCUGAUACCUUGUGGUCAAACACUGGUACUGUUUCUACUUGGAUCAUUUCAUACAUCGAACACUCGUCUAGUCAGAGAAAAGAAGGGGAUGCAAAUCUCAUCGGUUAUUGAAAUACACAACGGUCAAAUGAUGCAUCGCAAUGCAGCUGUAUUUCUAUAGAUCUAUAAUCCACACUGUGACUGGACUGUAUGAAUGUGACCUGACGUAGCAGAGUUCUGCAGAUGGAGUCACACAUUCAGCUCCAACACCAAAUAUAACAACCUUCAACUCACAGAGGAAACAUGGGUUUGAGCUCAGGCUUCAUUUGAUGGAGUUGGGCCGUUUGGGAGUUUUCCACAUUUUAACUCAUUUAAACAUCAUGAUGAAUCUCAUUGUACGGCUCAGUCCCAGUAGACGCUCCCAGUCAGGACUCAGUGUGAAAGUGAAGAUCUGGAUUCAUGAUCCCACACCGUCCAUUAUUAACUAAAUACAUGAUCCUAAGUUUCUUAUCUACAUCAUAACAUCCCAAUAAAACAUGAACUGUGAACCAGUUCAUCUUCAUGGGUAUGAACUGGACUUUGAACUGGGUGGGUUCAAGAGUGAACUGGUUCAACAGGGAGGAGGAGCCUGAGAACAGGGAGCAGUCAGACUCCAUUUUCACCUGGACGAGCAGAAGGAAGGAAAGUGAGCAGAUAAAGAUUGAAACUGGUGUGAAAGAUCAUUUCACUGUGUUCUGCUGUAAACUGAGCACAGAACCAGAAGGAAAUAGACCAGACCUUGAAUAUCUAGAAGAGCAGCGUGGCCUGAACCACAACUGAGCCGCAGCCGGUGCAACAUGGACGAGGACACUUCAGAGCAAGUUGGACCCUCAACCACAGAAGGUCAGGACCACAGACUGAGAGCAGAGUCUCCAGGGUCCAGCUGUCUGUCUCUGAAGAGUGACCGGUCCAUGGAUCCUCCUCCACUCUUCAGUAAUGAACCUGGACCCUCACACACAGAGGAGAGGAAGAGGAGUCAUGUUUCUGAGGAGGAGCAGUCGUCCUGCUGUGCUUCGUGUCAGGACGUCCUGAAGGAUCCAGUCUCCACCAGCUGUGGACACUGGUUCUGCAGACAGUGCAUCACCUCAUACUGGGACCAGUCUGGUUCUUCAGGAGACUCCUCCUGUCCCCAGUGUGGAAAAAGAUCCAGAACAGGAGCUGGAGGUCAGACAGCCGCAGAUCGUGGUCUGCAGGAGGUUUCAGAUGAACAUAAGCUCAGUGUGAGGAGGAGAUGUGAACAUGUGACUGAAGGAAGUGAUGAAACAGGAAGUAGAACCCUCCUCAACAGGAUCUACACUGAGCUCUACAUCACAGAGGGACAGAGUGAAGAGGUUAAUACUCAACAUGAGGUGAGGCAGCUUGAGACGGCUUCCAAGAAGAAGAUCCUCCAGGACACUCCCAUCAAGGUCCACGACAUCUUUAAAGCCUCCACUGACCAGCAGAGCAGCAUCAGAGUCGUCCUGACCAACGGCGUCGCUGGCGUUGGAAAAACCUUCUCGGUGCAGAAGUUCACUCUGGACUGGGCAGAGGGUUUAGAGAACCAGGAUGUGGGUCUGCUGGCUGUGCUUUCGUUCAGGGAGCUGAACCUGGUGAAGGACCAGCAGCAUAGUCUUCUCACGCUGCUCCAUGUUUUCCAUCCAGCGUUACAGAAGCUCACUGCAGAGACGCUCGCUGUCUGUAAACCUUUGUUCAUCUUUGACGGCCUGGAUGAAAGCAGACCUUCUCUGGACUUCAACCACAGGGAGCUUGUGUCUGAGGUCACACAGAGGUCAUCAGUCAACGUGCUGCUGACAAACCUCAUCCGGGGGAAUCUGCUUCCCUCGGCUCUCGUCUGGAUAACCUCCAGACCUGCGGCGGCCAAUCAGAUCCCUCCUGCAUGUGUUGACAGGGUCACAGAAGUACGAGGCUUCACUGAGGCCCAGAAGGAGGAGUACUUCAGGAGGAGAUUCAGUGAUGAAGAGCUGUGCAGCAGAAUCAUCUCACACAUCAAGACGUCCAGGAGCCUCCACAUCAUGUGUCAAAUCCCAGUGUUCUGCUGGAUCAGUGCUACAGUUCUGGAGCACAUGUUGACCACAGACCAGAGAGGAGAGCUGCCAGAGACCCUGACUGACCUGUACUCACACUUCCUGCUGGUUCAGACCAAGAGGAAGAACAACAAGUACGGUAAGAAGAGGACUGACAGGGACGUUCUCCUGAAGCUGGGGAGGCUGGCACUUAAACAUCUGGAGGAAGGAAACAUCAUGUUCUACCAAGAAGACCUGGAGCGGUGUGGUCUUAAUGUCACAGAGGCCUCAGUGUACUCAGGAGUUUGUACUGAGAUCUUCAGAAGAGAGUGUGUGAUCUUCCAGAAAUCAGUCUACUGCUUUGUUCAUCUGAGCGUUCAGGAGUUCCUGGCUGCAGUCUACAUGUUCCACUGUUACAUCGAGAGUAACACAGAAGAAGUCAACAACGUCUUGGGAACAUAUGGGUACACAUGGGGUACCUUCUCCCUGGAAGACCUCCUGAAGAGAACCAUGAAGAAAUCCCUCACCAGUACAAAUGGUCAUCUGGACCUGUUUGUUCGCUUCCUUCACGGCCUCAGUCUGGAGUCCAACCAGAGAGUCUUAGGAGGCCUGCUGGGUCAGACAGAGAACAAUCCAGAGAUCAUCCAGAGAGUCAUCAACAACCUGAAGAAGAUGGAGAGUGAUGACAUUUCUCCUGACAGAAGCAUCAACAUCUUCCACUGUCUGACUGAGAUGAACGACCACUCAGUUCAUCAGCAGAUGAAACAGUUCCUGACGUCAGAGAACAGAUCAGAGGAACUCUCUGAGAUCCACUGCUCAGCUCUGGCCUACAUGCUGCAGAUGUCAGAGGAGGUUCUGGAUGAGUUGGACCUGGAGGAGUUCAACACAUCCAACCAGGGUCGACUGAGACUGAUCCCAGCUGUGAGGAACUGCAGGAAGGCUCGACUCCGUGGUUGUCGACUCUCAGAGACUCACUAUGAAGUCGUGGCCUCAGCUCUGAAGUCAGACCCCUCACAUCUGAGAGAACUGGAUCUGAGUGACAACAAGCUGCAGGAUUCAGGAGUGAAGCUGCUGAGUUCUGGACUGGAGAGUCCAAACUGUCGACUGGAGACUCUGAGGUUGAUGAGCUGCAGUCUGUCAGAGAUCAGCUGUUCUUCUCUGGCUUCAGCUCUGAGGUCAAACCCCUCUCAUCUGAGAGAACUGGAUCUGAGCUACAACAGAGACCUGCAGGACUCAGGAGUGAAGGAGCUGUGUGGUUUUCUACAGAGUCCGGCCUGUCGACUGGAGACUCUGAGGUUGUUUCGCUGCAGACUGUCAGAGAUCAGCUGUUCUUCUCUGGCUUCAGCUCUGAGGUCAAACCCCUCUCAUCUGAGAGAACUGGAUCUGAGUCUGAACAACCUGCAGGACUCAGCAGUGAAGGAGCUUCUUGAUCUACAGCAGAGUCCAACCUGUCGACUGGAGACUCUGAGGAGGAUCCAAGUGAAGCUACAGGAGUUUCAUUAACGUCAACAACUUGGACCAAACAGUUUGUUUUGCUUGAUGAAGAGCAGGAAGGGCAGCCUGGAGAGAAAGAGAAGCCGGGUUGAGCCCACUACCAUCAUCCACGUACCACGAGGAAGAUGAGGGAGAGAAAUGAUCCUACCAUUAAAGAGACUGUGAAAAGAACGUUGAGAACAUCACCACUCUACAGGAAGACACAGUCCAGUAAUGGGUGUCAGAAGUUCAGUAGUGAACGACAGGUACUGUGGAAAAAUAUGUGUCAUUGUUGUACAAUGUCCUUUGACUCUGUUUAAACAAGGUCAACACAAAAAGGUUUGAUUGUAAACUGAUAUCGGUAUGAAUUCAUGUUAUUCUCCUCUUCACAAGAAACAAACAAUCCAAAUUACCUGCAGAAAGCCCUUGAUGGACGCUUCAGCUGCAUCGUCAGACUGGUGAGACAGCAAGAUGCCAACUUUAAUGCCAAUUUAUUUGUGUAACAUUCUGUGACCAAAUGUAUAGAUAACUUUUUGUAGAUUGUAAAAAUAGAUAACCCAUUUAUUACAAAAAAACUACACUAGAAUUAUCGCACUGCGUUGUAUGACUCCGCUAACCAGAGCAGUGUCCGUCUACAUAUUUCUACAUAUUUUCUCUCAUAUAAAUGACACUGUAUCUCUUGACAACUGAAACCAUAAGAUGAGGUCAGUGUGGCCUUGACCUUUUUACUUUAAGACAAAUACAAAGUUAGACAAUCCGAAAACAUGCAGUUAUGCCUCCGGCGACUCGCUAUUGCAGAGGCAUUAAAACCGUAGUGUAGUAGAUUGGAUUUUAUUGGUGUUACAUUGGACAUCUUGUAUGGGUACACCAAAAAAUAUAUUUGGUUUCACAUUCUAGAUGGCAAUAAGCAGAGUCAUCAACUCAGGAAAAAUAUUUCUGUAGAAAAGAAAGCCUUGUAUGUGUGUAUGUAUACAUACACACAAACGCACAAUUGAGAUGUUUUUGUCUUUUAUCAUAUAUUCUCAGGCAGUACUGAUGCAUUUACUGAGAGGGGACGUGAGGGCCUACUCUGCGUGCUCAGAGUUCAAGCCCAGCAGGCUGCAGCGGGCCUGACAUAUUCUGGAACAGCAGCACAGUCUUUGGAUGACUCCUCUGAAGAUGAAAACAUGGCGAGUUCUUCUCAAGAGAAGCAGUACAGGUGUGCCUCAGCUCCACGGUCCCUCCUGCAGCCUCCGCUCCUGAUGCUAACCUCAUGUCUCCAUCACACCAAGCAGCAGACCUGGAUUGACAGACCUUUCUCCAGAGCUGCCCCCUCCCUCUGAAACCCCCCUCUCCAAAACACUAUUUGUGUAGUUUU
Pleuronectes platessa (European plaice) is the source of this 5102-nucleotide messenger RNA. Its product is annotated as NLR family CARD domain-containing protein 3. Gene Ontology annotation, molecular function: protein binding; metal ion binding. The transcript is spliced from 11 exons. Bases 1067 to 3775 code for a protein of 902 amino acids. NCBI's taxonomy places the organism in Eukaryota, Metazoa, Chordata, Actinopteri, Pleuronectiformes, Pleuronectidae. The record is from RefSeq and is a predicted model, not a curated record.